Larimichthys crocea (large yellow croaker) is the source of this 1263-nucleotide messenger RNA. RefSeq names its product pdgfa associated protein 1a (gene pdap1a). The transcript is spliced from 6 exons. Bases 192 to 674 code for a protein of 160 amino acids. NCBI's taxonomy places the organism in Eukaryota, Metazoa, Chordata, Actinopteri, Sciaenidae. The record is from RefSeq and is a predicted model, not a curated record.
UAACUGCGCAGGCGCGCGCUGUCGUGAGUGAAUGCAGUUGUUUCGACGUUUGCGCAGCCGACAGCGGGAGAGACGAAGUCAUCUGUAGCCUUUUCUUCUGGGACUUUAAACCAUCGGCUUUGCCUCUACGGCCAUCAGAUUAUCCAUCCAUAUAAUACGGGACUUCCCUUGUAUAAACAUCACUUUUAAUAAUGCCCCGAGGCGGGAAAAAGGGCCACAAGGGUCGAGGGAAGCAAUUCAGCAACCCCGAAGAGAUUGACCGACAGAUGAAAGCACAGAGAGAGCUGGAGGCAAACGCCGGUGCAGAGAAAGGGAGCGAUUCAGACUCGGAGGAAGAGAGCAGCAGCGAAGAUGAAUCUGACUCCAGGAAGAGGAGCGGAGUAGAGGGGCUUAUAGAGAUUGAAAAUCCCAACCGUGUGUCUCAGAAAAGCAAGAAGGUGGCCGAAGUAGACGUCACUGCUCCCAGAGAGCUGUCUCGCAGAGAGAGAGAGGAGAUAGAGAAGCAGAAAUCAAAGGAGCGUUACAUGAAGCUCCAUCUUGAGGGGAAGACCGACCAGGCCAGGGCCGACCUGGCCAGAUUGGCCAUUAUCAAGAAACAGAGGGAGGAAGCCGCCAAGAAGAGAGACGAACUCAGGAAAGAAAAAGAUGCCGAAGAAGCCAAAGGAAAGCGCUAGUCCUCCAUCCGAACGCUUCAACAUGCACUUCAGUCUCAGGUGGAUGGCAAGAGAAGGAGAUCUGGAGGAGGUGGAGAUGGAGGAGGAGGAAGAGAACGGGGAGGGGACCAAUUCGAGUGGCAUCAGAUCAGGGGUGCUCCUGAACUCCUGUCCCUCAUUUCAAAUCAGGAGGGGCGUGGGUCUUCCACGGCAGUGUGGUCAGGACAGGGAAAAACGGGUGGAGCAAAGCGAGAUGAAGAGGAAUGCAACAUUUGGGAUGCCUCUAGUUUUCUUUAAAAGUCUUAAAGUGGAGAUAAUCACAGGUUUUCCAAGUGCUUCACGGCCUCUUCACUCUUCACCACCCACCAUGGUUUUAAUUCUAAAGCUGCUGAAGUUAUAGCUCUUCUUUUUUUUGAUUCAUAUAUAUUGACAAGGUUACCUAAUACAAGUUUACUUAAUGACUGGACAGAUAUUAAAGUGAGCGUGCGCAAAGGAUUUCUUUGGUGCUUUACUUUUCCUUCCAUUUUUCCGCCUGUUUUGUAAGAUGACAAAUCAGUGUCAGAUGGAGAAAAGAACACUAUUCCGAGGAUAAACUGAUAUAUAGGAAUUA